Amorphotheca resinae ATCC 22711 is the source of this 876-nucleotide messenger RNA. RefSeq lists its product as hypothetical. The coding region runs from base 1 to 876 and encodes 291 amino acids. Gene Ontology annotation, biological process: regulation of exit from mitosis. The record is from RefSeq and is a predicted model, not a curated record. NCBI's taxonomy places the organism in Eukaryota, Fungi, Ascomycota, Leotiomycetes, Helotiales, Amorphothecaceae. Gene Ontology annotation, molecular function: GTP binding; GTPase activity. Gene Ontology annotation, cellular component: spindle pole body. The transcript has 3 exons.
AUGGGCGGCACUGAGGAAUCACAGCCUCCAACAAACAACAAUGGCUUUGGCAAUGCUGAACGACGGCAUGGAGAGUCACAGUCGGCCGACUUCCUACCCUCACAUCAAGCUUAUGCCGCGUCUCCAACCCAAGAUGUCGACCCCAACACCCGAUAUCCUCCUACCCCUCCUACAGCCAUCGCUCCCUUGACCUCUCGUCCAAAUUCUGGCUUGUCGAGCAACGGCGGGUACGGAAACGUACAGUCUACAUAUCAAGAUCAGAAUCCCCGCGCUGGUGACCAGAGCCGGAACAAGAACAGCGUAGUUAUCAAGGUUGGCAUGGUGGGAGACGCACAGAUUGGCAAGACGUCCCUUAUGGUCAAAUAUGUCGAGGGAAGCUGGGACGAAGACUACAUACAAACGCUCGGUGUCAAUUUCAUGGAGAAGACCAUUUCAAUCCGCAACACCGAAAUCACGUUCUCUAUCUGGGAUUUAGGGGGACAACGGGAGUUCGUGAACAUGCUGCCUUUGGUAUGCAACGAUGCUGUGGCUAUCCUGUUCAUGUUCGACUUGACCAGGAAGAGCACUCUCAACAGUAUCAAGGAGUGGUAUAGGCAGGGCAGAGGUUUCAACAAAACCGCCAUUCCCUUCUUGGUCGGCACCAAGUAUGACCAUUUUGUCAAUUUUCCAAGGGAAGAUCAGGAGGAGAUCUCAAAUCAAGCUCGCCGAUUUGCGAAAGCAAUGAGAGCAAGUCUCAUUUUCAGCAGUACAAGUCACAGUAUUAAUGUCCAAAAGAUUUUCAAGAUCGUGCUUUCGAAAGCUUUUGAUCUCAAAUGCACAAUCCCUGAAAUUGAGAACGUUGGAGAACCCCUUCUCCUCUACCAAUCUGUGGGUUAA